This is a messenger RNA of Misgurnus anguillicaudatus (oriental weatherfish), 2015 nucleotides long. RefSeq names its product coiled-coil domain containing 34 (gene ccdc34). The record is from RefSeq and is a predicted model, not a curated record. NCBI's taxonomy places the organism in Eukaryota, Metazoa, Chordata, Actinopteri, Cypriniformes, Cobitidae.
UGGUAACCAAUCGUUAAACGUUUGGGCGCGCGGGGGCGGGGUCAUUGCAGUGGGGGUAGGGCUACACGGAGGAAGCCAAGCCGCUCGUGAAGCGACACCAAGCAAAACAAAAGCGAUCAAACGAAACAUUUAAGGAUUAAAUUUAGCAGCUGGUUUGGUGGUGAUGUCGGGUUUUCCGUCUUCUUCCUCCAAGAGUUUAACUUCAACUCCCCUCAAAUCCAAACUAAGCGUCCUGCAGCGCAGCAGGAGUGUUGAAUCCACCGGUGACUCCACCUCUUCUCUCCUGUCACCCAUCUAUCAUGACAGCUUUGAGUUAUCUGAUGAAGACCUGGACUGCGAUCAGGUUCAGCCCGCUCACAACAUCACUGUCACUUUAAGUGAAGACCUCGCACCAGGAGAGGGAUCCAGGGAUGGAGUGAAUACAACAAAUCCUACAGAGAGAUCUUCUGCUGUUGAGUUAAAACUGAAUGCCUGGGAGCAGUGGAUCAUUGAUAAAGCCCGAGAGGAACGUGAGAGGAAACUACAGAAAGCUCUGGAGGAUCUCACACUGAAGGAAAAGCAGGAACAGGAGAAGAAAGAUCAGCUGAAGAAGAAAGUCGCCAGUGAUUGUAAAAUUCAAGAAUGGAUGCAGAUGAAACGAGAGCAGGAAAAUAAGGAAAGGAUUUCCAAGGAGUUGCAGAAGAGCAAAGAACAACUUCUAGAGGAAAAAAGACGUGCAGAGAUUGAAAUCAAAGCACGGGAGAAAUAUAAAGAGUGGCUGAGAAAGAAGAAACAGGAGGAGAUGGAGAAGAAACUCAAGGAGAAGGAGGAGAUGGCCAGGAGAGAAAUGGAAGAGAGGGAACGUAAAGAGAAGGCGGAGGAGAGCUUUAAGGAAUGGCUGGAGGUAGUAAAAACUAAAGGAAAAGUGAAGCGACCGUCUUCAGCAUGCUCAGCAAGCAAAUAUAACAACGUGAAUUAUCCAUCGCCGAGCUUCGUAAAUCCCAUUCCGUGGAAGCCCAUUCACAUUCCACCUCAGGACAGAACACCUAAGAAGAGUUUGAGGAGUAAAAAAACUCCUGGACCUCCAAAAAGCCAGUCCACCCCGUGUCUCUCCUACAGACCUAAAGACACCAUCAGUUUUGCUUGCAAAAGACGGUGAUGCUGGCAUCUACUGGUCUGAGAUCAGUAUUACAUCUUUUAAAAGAUUGAUGUACAAAUAGCUUAUUCAGAAAUCAGUUAUCAGAAAUUAUAUCAGACUUAAGUUUUUUGAUGAUGUUUUUUUUUAGAUAUUUAUAAAACUGUAUUAGAAAACGAAAUCAGUUUAUAAUUUUGUUUAAUCCACCCAGAGGCUGAUUUGUACACUGCAAAAAAUGAUUUUCAAGAAAAAAAUUCUUAGUAUUUUUGUCUUGUUUUGAGUAAAAAUAUCUAAAAAUUCUUAAAUUAAGAUGCUUUUUCUUGAUGAGCAAAACGACCCAAGAAAAUAAGUCUAGUUUUAGACCAAAAAUAUUAAAUUAAAGUGAAAAUCUGCAACUGGGGUAAGCACAUUUUUCUUAAAUUUUUCUUAAAUUUAGUGUUCAAGAAAAAUGUUCAAGAUUAUUUUGCUUACCCCAUUGGCAGAUUUUUUUUUUUUGUUUUAUGCACAAAAUCAUUUAAAUUUGAUAUUUUUGGUCUAAAAAGUAGACUUAAUUUCUUGGGUCGUUUUGCCCAUUAAGAAAAAAAAUCAUAUUCAUUUAAGAAUUUUUAGAUAUUUUUACUGAAAACAAGACAAAAAUAUACUAAGAUUUUUUUUCUUCAAAAUCAUUUUUUGCAGUGUAAAUCUGCAGGUUUGUUGUUUCUAAUAGAUCUCAUUGUUUGGGCCUCUGAUAAAUCACUACAUAUUUUGGUAAGAUUAUGUUGACCUUUUUUAGCUACAGUAUGUAUGAAUUUGAAACUAAGGACAUUUUGGUUGAAUGUAUUGUAAACUAGGACUUGAACUGUAUAGUUUUGUAUGUAUAGUUUUCCUCAUUCAAUAAAAUAUAUUUGAUAAUAUUGUUGAA